Microtus ochrogaster (prairie vole) is the source of this 2503-nucleotide messenger RNA. RefSeq names its product dual specificity phosphatase 10 (gene Dusp10). Gene Ontology annotation, molecular function: MAP kinase tyrosine phosphatase activity; protein tyrosine/threonine phosphatase activity; MAP kinase tyrosine/serine/threonine phosphatase activity. The record is from RefSeq and is a predicted model, not a curated record. Gene Ontology annotation, biological process: peptidyl-tyrosine dephosphorylation; negative regulation of JUN kinase activity. Gene Ontology annotation, cellular component: cytoplasm; cytosol. Lineage: Eukaryota; Metazoa; Chordata; Mammalia; Rodentia; Cricetidae.
UGUUGCUGCUGGGGAUCAAUGAAGCUGAGUGAAUGGGGGCGCACUGCGCGAGCGCAUAGCUGGAGCGGGCGCCAGAUGGUGGAGGGCUACGCUUAUUGAUGAAACACUUGAGUUCUUCUUGAAUUGCCAGUUUUCAGCCUCCUCAUGCCUCCAUCUCCUUUAGACGACAGGGUAGUAGUGACACUGUCUAGGCCUGUCCGACCUCAGGAUCUCAACCUUUGUUUAGACUCUAGCUACCUUGGCUCUGCCACCCCAGGCAGCAGUAGCCACCCUCCCGUCAUUGCCACCGCCGUUGUGACCCUCAAGGCUGCGAAUCUGACGUAUAUGCCCUCAUCCAGCGGCUCUGCCCGCUCCCUGAAUUGUGGAUGCAGCAGUACUAGCUGCUGCACUGUGGCAACCUACGACAAGGAUCACCAAGCCCAGACUCAAGCUAUUGCCGCAGGCGCUGCCACCACCGCCAUAGGAACCUCGACCACCUGCCCUGCUUACCAGAUGGUCAACAGCAAUGAGAACACAGGCUCUUUAAGUCCAUCGGGUGGGGUGGGUAGCCCUGUGUCAGGGACUCCCAAGCAGCUAGCCAGCAUCAAAAUCAUCUACCCCAAUGACCUAGCGAAGAAGAUGACCAAGUGCAGCAAGAGUCACCUGUCCAGCCAGGGUCCUGUCAUCAUUGACUGCAGGCCUUUCAUGGAGUACAAUAAGAGUCAUAUCCAAGGAGCUGUCCACAUUAAUUGUGCCGAUAAGAUCAGCCGGCGGAGGCUGCAGCAGGGCAAGAUCACUGUCCUAGACUUGAUUUCCUGUAGGGAAGGCAAAGACUCUUUCAAGAGGAUCUUUUCCAAAGAAAUUAUUGUUUAUGAUGAGAAUACCAAUGAACCGAGCCGAGUGAUGCCGUCCCAGCCGCUUCACAUAGUCCUCGAGUCCCUGAAGAGAGAAGGCAAAGAACCCGUGGUAUUGAAAGGAGGACUCAGUAGUUUUAAGCAGAACCAUGAGAACCUCUGUGACAACUCCCUCCAGCUCCAAGAGUGCCGGGAGGUGGGGGGCGGCGCCUCGGCGGCCUCGAGCAUGCUACCUCAGUCUGUCCCCACCACCCCUGACAUCGAGAAUGCAGAGCUGACGCCUAUCCUGCCCUUCCUGUUCCUUGGCAAUGAGCAGGACGCUCAGGACCUAGACACCAUGCAGAGGCUCAACAUUGGCUAUGUCAUCAACGUCACCACUCACCUUCCCCUCUACCACUAUGAGAAAGGCCUCUUCAACUACAAGCGGCUGCCCGCCACUGAUAGCAACAAGCAGAACCUGCGGCAGUACUUUGAAGAGGCGUUUGAAUUCAUUGAGGAAGCUCAUCAGUGUGGAAAGGGCCUUCUCAUCCACUGCCAGGCCGGCGUGUCCCGCUCUGCCACCAUCGUCAUCGCCUACUUGAUGAAGCACACGCGGAUGACCAUGACCGACGCUUACAAGUUCGUCAAAGGCAAACGACCAAUUAUCUCCCCGAACCUCAACUUCAUGGGGCAGUUGCUGGAAUUUGAGGAAGACCUAAACAAUGGCGUGACACCACGGAUCCUGACACCAAAGCUCAUGGGCAUGGAGACGGUUGUGUGACAGCAGGCAGGACAGAAAGGGCCUUGGCUCUGUGAGAUGCCGGACAGGAGUGAAGGGGCGGGGUCUGGCUUUGGUUUUGUUUUCUGUUUUUCUUUCCUGUUUUUUUUUUUCUUUCUUUUCAUCUUGGGGGAAUGUUUGUGAAAGGCAGCAGACCUGUCUAAAGACUAGAACUUCUGAUGCCAUUGAGAGCCACUUCUCUUCGUCUGUUUUUGCAAGGAGGUUAAAAAGGUCAUUUUUUUAAAGCCAACAAAUAAAAAGCUUCCGAAACUGUUUCUCCCCACUUCUCCUUGUUAGCUGUUGUAGGGUUUCUGACUAAAUUCGUCUGUGCGGGCUCAUAGACCGAAGAUACCACCCUUCAGUUACAAAGACCCAAAAGUAAGCGGAAAAGACAUUGGCUCUCAAAGACCUGGAACCUACCUGGCCAACCAUGUAGAAGAGAAACCCCAACAAACUAUGCCCUAUUGCGCUCACUGGUGCGAAGAGAAGGGCGGGCAGCCUCAGUGGUCUCAGACCCCCUCAUGCGCUCUCUGGAGAGAGCAGUGUUGAUUUGGUGUGUUUCAUGCUCUGGGUAAUUAUCCCCCUUCUCUGGGUUUGACAGAACUUCCUUUCUUUUCUUUUUUAAUAGAAGGAAACUGACCGUUAUACCAUGUGCCUUUGCUGGCACUUGUGCAAUAAAAAUGGUGUUUGGAGUGUGAGGGUGAGCUAGAGCUGGCAGCGAGUAACAAAUCACACCAGCUUGGAGAGAGGAACUCAGCAAUACCAGUGGCUUUCCCUCCCACCCUCUCCCUCUUUUCUUUCUUUCUUUUUCCUUUCUUUUCUCUUCUUUCUUUUUCUUUUUUGAUUUGAUUCUGGUUACAGUGCCAUAAACCUUGUUACAUAUGUAUAUCAGAAUGUAAAAAAAAAAUGACAA